Vanessa tameamea is the source of this 2627-nucleotide messenger RNA. It is a transcript of the gene Cul2, whose product is annotated as cullin-2. The transcript is spliced from 14 exons. The record is from RefSeq and is a predicted model, not a curated record. Gene Ontology annotation, molecular function: ubiquitin protein ligase binding; protein-macromolecule adaptor activity. NCBI's taxonomy places the organism in Eukaryota, Metazoa, Arthropoda, Insecta, Lepidoptera, Nymphalidae. Gene Ontology annotation, cellular component: SCF ubiquitin ligase complex; Cul2-RING ubiquitin ligase complex. Gene Ontology annotation, biological process: SCF-dependent proteasomal ubiquitin-dependent protein catabolic process; protein ubiquitination. The coding region runs from base 168 to 2465 and encodes 765 amino acids.
AUUAAAAAAUCAAAAUGUCAAACCUAAAUUAUCUCGAACUCACAAACUUCAUUAAUUAUUUUCAUUUGAUUAUGUUUUACAUAUAACGAGAAUAAGAUAUAUUUGAGAUACUAUUAGAGCUGCUGAAUUUAAGAAAACAGCAAUAGAGUACAUGAAGUGUUCCCCAAAUGAUGUCUCUUAAGCCUAGGAAUGUGGACUUUCAGGAGACUUGGGCCAACCUUAAGGAAACUGUGGCGGGAGUAGUAGCUCUCCGUGCGGUCGAACGAGCAGUGUGGAACACUCGUUUUUCUGACGUCUAUGCACUCUGCGUCGCUCACCCGGAGCCCCUUGCAGACCGACUGUACGAUGAAACAAAAAAUUUCUUGGAGGAACAUGUCGGUGGCCUUCUACAAAGAGUCAAAGGAUCAUCUGUGCUUGAGAGCAGUGAUUACAAUGAUGGGCUUCUUACAAGAUACGUGACGGCUUGGCACGAGUUCAGUCAGGGCGUGGCGUACCUCAACUCCCUCUACUCGUACCUCAACCUGCAGCAUGUCAAGAGACAAAAGGUAUCAGACGCAGAGAUAAUAUAUGGAUCAGCCGCCACCGUCAGCUGUCCAGAACACGACACAAGACAGCUGGAGGUCGGCGAGCUGGGCCUGCUGACGUGGGAGCGCGUGCUGGUCCGGCCGCUGUCGGGUGCGCUCAGCUCGAGGCUGGUGGCGGCCCUCAGCGCGGCGCGGGACUCCGCACCCGACCCCGCCGCCGCCGACGCGCUACGCAGCGCCGUGCACAGCGCCGUGCACGUGCAGGCGUUUCGCGUGCGAGCUCCACUAUCAUUGUACCAGCAGCUGGUUCUGGAGCCGUUUCUGGCAGCGGCGACCACCUACCACUCGCGUCGAGCCGCGCGCCUGCUGGCCGAGGGGGACGUGUCGCACUUCAUGAAGCACGUGCUCGAUGGGCUGGAGCGCGAGGUGUCGCUGGCGCAGCGCUUCCUGCACUCGUCGUCGCUGGAGAGCGUGCGCGCGUGCUACGAGCGCGCCUGCGUAGCGGCGCACCUGCCGGCGCUGCACGCCGACGUGGAGCGCCUGCUGCGCGAGGCCAGCGCGGGGGGGGGCGCGGCGCGGCGCGACGACCUGCGCCGCAUGUACGCGCUGCUGCGCCCGCUGGGGGGGCCCGCGCUGCGCCCGCUCGUCGACGCCGCGCACCAGCAGGCCGUGCGCGACGGGCUGGCGCUGCUGGACGCCGAGCACCCGCGCGACGAGGCGCACGCGCACUUCGUGCAAGCGAUGCUGUCGCUGCACAGCAAGUACAGCGCGCUGUACGGCGACGUGUUCGGCGGCGCGCAGGCGUUCGUGGGCGCGCUGGACAAGGCGUGCAGCGCGGUGGUGAACCGGCGGCGCGCGGGGGAGGCGUGCGCGCGCGCGCCCGAGCUGGUGGCGCGCUACUGCGACGCGCUGCUGCGCCGCCGCGCCGCCGACGCCGACGCCGACGACAAGCUGGCCGCCGCCAUCGUCGUCUUCAAGUACGUCGACGACAAGGACGUCUUCCAGAAGCACUACGCGCGCGCGCUGGCCCGCCGCCUCAUCCACCAGCUCUCCGCCUCCAUGGAACAGGAGGAGGCGAUGAUAAACCGCCUGAAAGCGGCCUGCGGGUACGAGUUCACGAACAAACUUCACCGGAUGUUCACCGACGUGGCGGUCUCGGCUGACCUCAACGCAAAGUUUCAGCAGUACUUGCGAGAUAAUAAUUUAAGUACAAACACAGGAUUUUUCAUCCAGGUGCUGCAGGCCGGCGCGUGGCCGCUGGGCGGCGCCAUGGCCCCGCUGGCGCCGCCCGCGCAGCUGGAGCGGCCGGCGCGGCUGUUCGAGGCGUUCUACCGCGCGUCGUUCAGCGGGCGGCGGCUGGCGUGGCUGCACCACCUGUGCACGGGCGAGCUGCGCACGCGCUACACGGCGCGCGUGUACCACGUGAGCGCCAGCACGCCGCAGUGCGCGCUGCUGCUGCUGUUCGAGGAGGCGGACGAGCUCAGCGCGCGGGAGGCGCGCGACGCGCUGCAGCUGGCGGGCGAGGCCUGGGCGCGCCACGUGCGCCCGCUGCUGGACGCCGGCCUGCUCACCGGCGACGCCGACGGCACGCUGCGCCUCAACCUCGCCUUCUCCUGCAAGCGCACGCGCCUGCGCCUCACGUGCGCCGCCGCGCCGCCCGGGCAGGGGGGCGGAAGCGGGUCGGGGUCGGCGUCGGGGGGCUCGGAGUCGACGCACUGUGACGACGACCGCAAAAUGUACCUACAGGCGGCGCUCGUGCGCAUCAUGAAGCAGAGGAAGGUGCUACGUCACACGGAACUUAUACAGGAGGUAGUAUCUCAAGCGAGGGGUUCGUUCGCGCCCUCUGUAGCUAUGAUAAAAAAAUGUAUCGAAGCACUAAUAGACAAGCAAUACCUGGAGCGAGCUCCGGGCACCCUCGACACGUACUCGUACCUCGCGUAGGGCGCACGACCCGGCCCGUCUCGGCACGUCCCGGCACGACCCGGCACGUCUCGACACGUCCCGGCUCGUCUCGUCGCGUCUCGACGUCGCGUCACGAUACUGGAAAUAUUUUUUUAAAAACAUAUUGUAAAUAAAUAUUAAAAACAAAUAAUAUAAAAACAA